AAACCUCUAGCUUUACUCAACUUCUCUAGCUUCUCUCGGCAUAUUGUCUUUUACCUCGAAGGGACAGACCGAUAGCCGAUAGCAUACACAGUCAAUCGAUCAACUCUCACACAGAAACACAACAAACGAGCCCGUUUCGACAACGCGUAACCAAAGGAACCGAACCCAUACUCAGGCCAAUUCGCAAAAAGACCAACAAGGACCACAGAGGCAUCACCAUGUACUCGCUCAUCUUCACCACCGCCCUCUUGCUCUCCACCGCUCAGGCAGUUCCGGUCAACGAGGGUCACGAACUGGCCAAACGUCAGGUCCAUGUCCUCGCCGGAGCUCCCAUCAGCGACAUCAGCGUCAAGGCCGACAACCUCGUUCAGUGUGCUCAGAGUACCAUCUCGUGGACCGGUGCCGUCGCCCCUUACUCGCUGGCCAUCUCGACCGGUGGAUUGUACCUCCCUUCCAAGCAACUCGAGACCCAUGGCGGGUUGAACGAUGCUAGCUACCAAUGGACUGUCACCCAGCCCGAAGGUACCGGAAUGUACUUCCAGGUCACCGACGGCAACGGUGCGGUCGGAUACGUCCAGAACAUCUUUGUCGGCGCUUCGAGCGACUCGAGCUGUCUCUCUGGAGGAUCGUCCAGCUCGAGCUCUUCCGCUCAGCCAGCUAGUUCUUCGUCGGCCGAGAGCGAAUCCACUCUUGCUCCAUCGUCCACCUCGGUCGCUGCCGCCGCUGAACCCACCACCACCUCGUCCACCCCUGCACCGGCCCCUUCAUCCUCGUCUACUUCGGACGCCGAACCCACGACCUCAUCCUCUGUCGCCGCCGCUCCGGUCGAGGAAUCGAGCAGUGCCCCGGCCUCUUCGUCCCAGGCUGCUGCUCCCGCCGCUUCCACCACGGCCGCUGCUGUUGGGGGUGAUGGCAACGUCGUGACGGUCACCUCGACCUCGAGGGCUGCUGCAGCUCCCUUGACUUCCAGCGCUGCCACUGCCGCCGUCGGAAACACCGCCUCUGCUGCCGAUGCCAACGAUGGCGGGGUCGUCACCCAGACCGUCUCUGCCGGUACUCCCGCUCAAUCGAGCGCUCAGGCCGCCAUGGCAUCGAACCCGGCUGCUAGUUCCGCCUCGGCUUCUGGCGUCGCCGUGACGACCUUGACCGCCGGUGCUGCUUCCUCUUCCGCCUCUUCGACCAACCGAGCCGCUCAAGCUCAAGCUAGCUCUGCCGGUACCUCGACCUCGACCUCGGUCGUGGGUGGCAGCGUCCAGACUCAGACGCCCAGCAACUCUGCCGGACGAGUAGGAGCCGUCUCUGCCGCGAGCGUCUUGGUCGGCGGGGUCGUCGUCGGGUUGAGCUUGAUGUUGUAGAGUGAACAGAGAGCGGACAAAACGGACACUUUCUCCUCGCACCCAGGCUCCUUUCCUUUUUCCCCACUGUCCCGUAUAUGCAACAAAUAGGCCCCCUCUUUCGUACAUACUCUCGUUUCUCAUCAUAUUUCACUGGCAGAGCCGUGAUUUCUGUCUGUCUCUGUGAUCUGUUGCGAUGUAUAUAUCUUGACAACGACCAAACAAACAGACCACGAAACGCGUAGUGACG
Messenger RNA from Filobasidium floriforme, 1584 nucleotides. RefSeq lists its product as uncharacterized. NCBI's taxonomy places the organism in Eukaryota, Fungi, Basidiomycota, Tremellomycetes, Filobasidiales, Filobasidiaceae. The transcript has 5 exons. The record is from RefSeq and is a predicted model, not a curated record. Bases 219 to 1355 code for a protein of 378 amino acids.